GUAUUAUAAACCUUUUAACGCCAUAUGUAUUAACUGCCAUUAUAUUAUAUCGUCCUUUUGCUGAUUUCGCUGAAGCUGUUUAUUAAAAUAUUGGCUGGAAAUAUGAUGAAAGCUAUUCAAUUUACUAAAGGCGAUGCUGGUAAUAUGUCAUUAGGUGAAACUAACAAGCCGGUAGCAAAAUUAGGGGAAGUAUUGAUAAAGGUUGUCGCUUCAGCGGUUAACAGAGCAGAUACGUUACAGCGUAAAGGCUCAUAUAACCCGGGCCCAGGGAUAAGCCCUAUUCUAGGCCUUGAGGUUGCAGGGACGAUUGAAGAAGUAGCUGAUGACAACCAAAGCUGGAAGAAAGGAGAUCGCGUUAUGGCUUUGGUGUCUGGAGGCGGAUAUGCCGAAUACAUUGCAGUAAAAUCGUCACAUGUCCUCUCUGUUCCUCCUAACCUCGGACUGGUUGAGGCAGGUGGAGUACCCGAGGUCUGGUGCACGGCAUAUCAGAUUUUAUUAACUAUUGGUAAACUCUGUGAAGGAGAAAGUGUCCUAAUUCAUGCUGGUACCAGCGGUGUAGGAUUGGCUGCCAUACAACUAGCCAAAAUGACGAAAGCCAAAAAUAUUAUCAUAACAUGUGGAUCAAACGAAAAAUGCCAGAUGGGACUUAAGAUGGGUGCAACCGUUGCUAUCAAUUACAAGGAAGCUGACUUUAAAGAGAAAACUCUUGAAAUAACUAACGGAAAAGGAGUAGAUGUUAUUUUAGAUUGCAUUGGAGCAUCUUAUUGCGAGAAAAACGCCGAAUGUUUGGCGCUCGAUGCUAGAUGGGUUCUAUAUGGACUGAUGGGAGGAGCAAACAUACAAGGCGAUCUGUUAGCGAAGUUAAUGAGAAAGAGAGCAUCACUUAUCGGAACAUUACUUAGAUCAAGGUCGGAUGAUUAUAAAGAUGACCUGAUUGACAGCGUACGAAAACACGUGUUACCUGGUAUCGAAAGCGGCAAGUUAAAACCGAUAAUCGAUUCAAUAUUUGAUUUGAAGGAUGUCAGCGACGCACAUCGUCGGAUGGAGGCGAAUUCUAAUAUCGGUAAGAUUGUAUUGAAGGUUAUAAACGAAUAA
Molecule: messenger RNA, 1095 nt
Organism: Dimorphilus gyrociliatus
Lineage: Eukaryota; Metazoa; Annelida; Polychaeta; Dinophilidae
Source: the annotation of a GenBank genome assembly